Molecule: messenger RNA, 867 nt
Organism: Colletotrichum fioriniae
Lineage: Eukaryota; Fungi; Ascomycota; Sordariomycetes; Glomerellales; Glomerellaceae
Source: RefSeq, a predicted model, not a curated record
AUGGUAGUGGACUCUCCAGAAGACGAAGGCGAGAGGACAAGGAAGGAAGUCGACAUAUCCGAACCGCCUACGUUCCCCCUGUUCAUGGACCUACCAAAAGAGCUCAGAGAUAAGAUCUUGCUCUCGUCACAGGCCCCAAUCGUCAUGGAGGGCUUCGCAGUGAUGGAUGAAGAGUGGAGAGGGGGACCGCAAGCACACUUUCGCUCGUACAGGUCCUGGCAUCAAAUCCCCCUCUACGCCGUUAGCCGCGAGACGAGAGCGCUGGCCAUCACCUUCUUCGGCGAACCGGAUCCGCUCUCUGUACCAUUCAACGCAGCUCAAGACGCUAUUCUCUUGGACUGGGAUGGUUCCAAGCAGGUUCAGCGUGGCUGGACGGGCAAUCACAGAAGCCCCGGACCCGUACUGACGACUCACCGAUGGAACGCAUCCGAGGAGUGGGCGAUGCCGAGGAAUCUGUGCGAUAGAAUCCACCACGUCAAGGUUGACGCGCGCCACGCUCCUUCCGAGAAUGCAGACAAGGGAGAGAAGGCAUCUUGGCGGCUUGUGUUUGGGCUUCUCAAGGAGCACUUCCCUAACAUGACGAUAAUAGAGGUGCAGCUGUCAGACUUGGACGACAAGAGAUUCGAGGGGACGUACGAUCCGGUGGGCCAAGAGCUUUAUAGGAUUGAUCAGCUGGAUCUUUUUGAUGAGCUGGAAGAAAUGUCUGAAGAUGGACGGGUACCGUUCCAGAGCUUAAGGCGCUUCAUUGUCACACCGGAACUCCAGACUCCUCUUCAGGCCGAGAGAGAGAUUCUGAAGUUCCGAAAGGUGGGAGGUAGCCAUUUCAAAGUCUUGAGACAGGGUCAAAUUCCCAAGGCUGGACAGUAA